CGAUUCUAGCAGCAGCAGUUGUGUCGCGGAAAUUGAAAAUAUUAAAACAUGGAAGGAACUGAACGCUUUUAUUGCAACGAAAAAUUAGUACACCAACUCAGUGUAGCGCUCCUAAUACUCUUCAAUACUAAGAAACCGGUUAUGAAAAUCACCGAUUCCUACAAUAUUAACAUAAAGCUAGAGACGGAUCGAAUUAAUAUAGAUAUAUCCGAAACUAAUUGUGAUCAAAACCAGGGCGAGCUCCAAGCAGCAGCUCCUGAAGUGGAACAAGUGAUAAACACAACAAACAACGCUCCCAGUCCGAGUCCGGCAUCCAGCAAUAAAAUCAAAAGUGAAACUGCAUUCAUAUCUAAACAAAUACUCCCAACUACCAUUCUGAAUAGUCAGCACUUUAGCUUUUUCAUUCCAUUCAUGAAAAACGCAACUGAUAAAGAAAAUGCUGUCACCGGAGUUGGUGACCCCAAUGGCGUCUUUUGGAUUGGUUUCGAUAAUCUACAUUCUAUAAUGGGCGAUCGGAGGCAUGUAUUGAAUAUAGUGCACACACUGGAAGAUGGAUCUAAGCGCGACUCAACUUACGAUGACUUUAGAGUUGGCUGGGAUGGAAAGGGAAUCAAGUCCCUGGGGAAAUUCUUUGGAAGAACUGGUGAGGACCAUCUACGUGACUAUGAAAAUCAGCCUCCAAAAGAACCGCUGUGGUUUGUUUCCUUGUGUACAAUGGAUAUGGAGACGAAUCGGCUUAUAAAAUCUUCUGUGAUGCAAAUCAAACCAUGGCCUGGAGGAUUUUAAUUGAUUUUUAAACAUUUAGAUUACACAUUGAGUAAAAAUCCAUGUCCAUUGUGAAAUUUAAAGAGAGUCGAAUUUUUUCUAAUUAAAUUUAUAUUAGAUUUAGUUUUGUUGACAUUAAAAGAUACAAUAAAAACAUAAAACAAAA
Molecule: messenger RNA, 931 nt
Organism: Drosophila kikkawai
Lineage: Eukaryota; Metazoa; Arthropoda; Insecta; Diptera; Drosophilidae
Source: RefSeq, a predicted model, not a curated record